Messenger RNA from Bathycoccus prasinos, 447 nucleotides. RefSeq lists its product with no specific name. NCBI's taxonomy places the organism in Eukaryota, Viridiplantae, Chlorophyta, Mamiellophyceae, Mamiellales, Bathycoccaceae. Gene Ontology annotation, biological process: GTP biosynthetic process; CTP biosynthetic process; UTP biosynthetic process. Gene Ontology annotation, molecular function: nucleoside diphosphate kinase activity. The record is from RefSeq and is a predicted model, not a curated record. The coding region runs from base 1 to 447 and encodes 148 amino acids. The transcript has a single exon.
AUGGAACGCACUUACAUCAUGAUUAAGCCGGACGGCGUCCAACGUGGUCUCAUCCACAAAGUCAUCGAGAGAUUUGAGCAAAGAGGCUUCUACUUGAAGGCCAUGAAGAUGCAAAUGGUCACCAAGGAACACGCGGAAAAACACUACGCGGAUUUGAGCUCCAAGCCGUUUUUCGCUGGAUUAGUCACGUACAUGUGCUCUGGCCCGGUCGUUUGCAUGGUCUGGGAAGGCAAGGACGUCGUCAAGACUGGUAGAAAGAUCAUCGGUGCGACCAACCCGUUGGCCUCGGAGCCGGGAUCUUUGAGAGGUGAUUUCUGCAUCGAAGUUGGAAGAAAUGUCAUCCAUGGCUCCGAUGCCGUCGAGUCGGCGCAGCACGAAAUCGGUUUGUGGUUCCCGGAAGGCGUUUGCGAAUACGAACACGCCUUGCAAAAGUGGAUCUACGAAUAA